Molecule: messenger RNA, 717 nt
Organism: Cladophialophora yegresii CBS 114405
Lineage: Eukaryota; Fungi; Ascomycota; Eurotiomycetes; Chaetothyriales; Herpotrichiellaceae
Exons: 3
Coding region: 1-717 (238 amino acids)
Source: RefSeq, a predicted model, not a curated record
AUGUUAUCCACGAAAUUCCUCCUCCUAGGAGCAUCGCUCUUCACAUAUGCAGUAGCACAGACGAGGAUUGCAUUCACGUCGGUUCCGGCUGUUGCGAAUGCUGGAGAAUCAUAUAACAUCACUUGGGGCGGAGGAGAUGGAUCCCCUGUCACGAUAACUCUUCGAGAGGGCAACUCGAACGACUUGAAGACGGUUGCGACACUGGCAGAUGGUGUUGAUGAGGACUUCUUUGUCUGGAACGUCUCCAAGAGUCUUCCGACAGCUUCAGACUACGCACUUCAGAUUACACAAGGCCAGGAUUCAAUCAAUUACAGCGGACAGUUCUCGAUUGUUGGUGGAAGUGGCACAUCCUCAAUCUCUGUGACGGGCGCAAGCACAACAACCGCUGCUACCAAUGCCACUGCGCCGUUGACGACGACGCACGCUACAAUCAUAUCUGCUGGGACAAGCACGUUGAUGGCGAGCAACGGGACCUUCAGCUCUGCAACCCUCUCGCGCACCACCAGCACCAGUCUAGAUCCCGCUGUCACCGAACACAUGACUUCUUCUGCAUCCGCCUCCUCUUCCUUCAACUUUGGCGACCAGCCAAGCUCAACCUCCGCAGCACAGACUAAUACAGCUACGACCAGUGUUCCUGAUUCGGCUGGUGCACCUCAGCUAGGAAGCUCAGCUGCUUUGGUGAUGGGAGUCUUUGCGGCGGUGGUGUUCCUGAAUUGA